This is a messenger RNA of Rangifer tarandus platyrhynchus (Svalbard reindeer), 285 nucleotides long. The record is from the annotation of a GenBank genome assembly. Lineage: Eukaryota; Metazoa; Chordata; Mammalia; Artiodactyla; Cervidae.
AUGCCCCUCACCUGGGCAGGUGGGCUCCCAGCGUGGAGCGAGAAGGAGGCGGCCCAGGGGAGCUGUGGGGCGAGGCAGGGAGAAGGUGCCAUGGAGGGUCUCUGUCUCUGCCUGACUGCGUGGGAGACGCUUGUGCUUGGGCAUCUGGCCUGUGACGGGGCCGAGAGCCCAGAGCAGCUGGCUCACUCCACCUGGGCCGCUGGGGAGCAGGACCGCAGCUCCCCACCAGUGCCAGCCCGGGAGGACUUGCCGCUGUCCGAUGCUUGGGGGUGGGCUGGGCUGUGA